GACUGAGAGCCCCUGACGGGAUUAAUGGCCACCCCCCACCUUCUGCCUCUGCUCGCUCCCCCAAAUGGGCACAGAUUUCCCCUACAAAAGGCUGGAGGCAGAGGCUGUGGGAGACCAGCUGCCCUCACGCUCCCUUCCUUUGCCCUCUGCUGGCUGGACUGGGCUGUGGCUUUGCUCCCUCUUUCUCCAGGUGAGAGUGGGUACCUGAGGCGCCAGGUUCCCCACCUCAUUCCCCAUGAAGGCUGUGGAAAGUCCCGAGGCGCAGGAGCUACACAAGCUGGGGAAUGGAGCCUGGGACAACCCAGCCUACAGUGGUCCCCCUUCCCCGCAUGGGACACUGAGGAUCUGCACCAUCUCCAGUGCGGUGCCUCCUCAACCCCAAUCCAAGCCGCCUGAAGAUGGACCCCAGGAGAAGGCACCCAAGACUCUGGUGUCCAGCUGUUGCCUCCAGAUCUGUCGCAGCAUCAGAGGACUCUGGGGAACAAGCUUGACUGAGAAUACAGCUGAGAACCGGGAACUUUAUGUCAAGACCACCCUUCGGGAGCUUUUGGUGUACAUCGUGUUCCUGGUGGAUAUCUGUCUCUUGACCUAUGGAAUGACAAGCUCCAGUGCCUAUUACUACACCAAAGUCAUGUCUGAGCUCUUCUUACAUACCCCGUCGGACACUGGAGUCUCCUUCCAGACCAUCGGCAGCAUGGCGGACUUCUGGGAUUUUGCCCAGGGCCCACUUCUGGACAGUUUGUAUUGGACCAAAUGGUACAACAACCAGAGCCUGGGGCGUGGCUCCCACUCCUUCAUCUACUAUGAGAACCUGCUACUGGGAGUUCCAAGGUUGCGUCAGCUGAGGGUCCGCAAUGACUCCUGCGUGGUGCAUGAGGACUUCCGCGAGGACAUUCUGAGCUGCUACGAUGUCUACUCUCCAGACAAGGAAGAGCAGCUCCCCUUUGGGCUCUUCAAUGGCACAGCAUGGACAUACCACUCGCAGGACGAGUUGGGGGGCUCCUCUCACUGGGGUCGGCUCACAAGCUACAGUGGAGGUGGCUACUACCUGGACUUUCCAGGAUCUCGACAGGCCAGUGCAGAGGCACUCCGGGAUCUUCAGGAGGGCCUGUGGCUGGACAGGGGCACUCGGGUGGUCUUCGUCGACUUCUCGGUCUACAAUGCCAACAUCAAUCUUUUCUGUGUUCUGAGGCUGGUGGUGGAGUUUCCAGCUACAGGAGGUGCCAUCCCAUCUUGGCAGAUUCGCACAGUUAAGCUGAUCCGCUAUGUCAGCAACUGGGACUUCUUCAUCAUUGGCUGUGAGAUCAUCUUCUGCAUCUUCAUCUUUUACUAUGUGGUGGAGGAGAUCCUGGAGCUUCACAUCCACCGGCUUCAUUACCUCUGCAGCAUCUGGAACAUUCUAGACCUGGUGGUCAUCUUGCUCUCCGUUACGGCUGUGGGCUUCCACAUAUUCCGAACUCUCGAGGUGAAUCGGCUGAUAGGGAAGCUCCUACAGCAGCCAAACACAUAUGCUGACUUCGAGUUCCUUGCCUUCUGGCAGACACAGUACAACAACAUGAAUGCCGUCAACCUCUUCUUUGCCUGGAUCAAGAUAUUCAAGUACAUCAGCUUCAACAAGACCAUGACCCAACUCUCCUCCACACUGGCCCGCUGUGCCAAGGAUAUCCUGGGCUUUGCUGUCAUGUUCUUCAUCGUGUUUUUCGCCUAUGCCCAGUUGGGCUACCUGCUUUUCGGGACCCAAGUGGAAAACUUUAGCACUUUCAUCAAGUGCAUCUUCACUCAGUUCCGGAUCAUCCUCGGGGACUUUGACUACAAUGCUAUCGACAAUGCCAACCGCAUCCUGGGACCUGCCUACUUUGUCACCUACGUCUUCUUCGUCUUCUUUGUGCUCCUGAACAUGUUCCUGGCCAUCAUCAAUGACACAUAUUCAGAGGUCAAAGAGGAGUUGGCUGGACAGAAGGAUGAGCUACAGCUUUCUGAUCUCCUGAAACAGGGCUACAACAAGACCCUGCUGAGGCUGCGUCUGAGGAAGGAGCGGGUUUCAGAUGUGCAGAAGGUCCUGCAGAGUGGGAAGCAGGAGAUCCAGUUUGAGGACUUCACUAAUACGUUGAGGGAGCUGGGACACACAGAGCAUGAGAUCAUGGAGCUCACAGCUGCCUUUACCAGAUUUGACCAAGAUGGGAAUCGCAUUCUAGAUGAGAAGGAGCAGGAACAAAUGCAACAGGAUCUGGAGGAGAAGAGGGUGGCCCUCAACACUGAGAUUGAGAACCUGGGCCGGUCCAUUGAGACUAACCCACCAGGCGAGCUGAGUCCAGAGACCGCCAAAGCAGGUGGCUGGACUUCAGGAGAAGAAUUCUACAUGCUCACAAGGAGAGUUUUGCAGCUGGAGACUGUCCUCGAAGGAGUCAUGUCCCAGGUUGACGCCGUGGGCUCAAAGCUGAAGAUGCUGGAGAGGAGGGGGCAGCUGGCUCCCUCUCCAGGCAUGGGGGAACAAGGCAUUUGGGAGCACCUGAAGGCAGCCACAUCCAUGACUCCAGACCCCUGGGAACUCCAGGGCAGGCAGGAAGGUGGGUUUCCCUGUGAAAGAGAAGGGGGAGCCAGAGAGGAGAGGAGACUUUCUCCAUGGGAAGAUUACAGCAUUGCCAAGGCUCUGGAGCGAUAA
Phacochoerus africanus (Common warthog) is the source of this 2662-nucleotide messenger RNA. RefSeq names its product polycystin 2 like 1, transient receptor potential cation channel (gene PKD2L1). The record is from RefSeq and is a predicted model, not a curated record. Gene Ontology annotation, cellular component: membrane. Gene Ontology annotation, biological process: detection of mechanical stimulus; potassium ion transmembrane transport. The transcript is spliced from 16 exons. Gene Ontology annotation, molecular function: calcium-activated potassium channel activity; muscle alpha-actinin binding; calcium channel activity. Bases 236 to 2662 code for a protein of 808 amino acids. Lineage: Eukaryota; Metazoa; Chordata; Mammalia; Artiodactyla; Suidae.